This is a messenger RNA of Bicyclus anynana (squinting bush brown), 4171 nucleotides long. RefSeq lists its product as uncharacterized. The record is from RefSeq and is a predicted model, not a curated record. Lineage: Eukaryota; Metazoa; Arthropoda; Insecta; Lepidoptera; Nymphalidae. Bases 321 to 1124 code for a protein of 267 amino acids. The transcript is spliced from 5 exons.
UGCUUUAUUUCACGUCCGUGGCUUUGAAUUGACCGAGUUUUGUUUAUUUAUUUUUAAUUUGAAGCACGAAAUUCCGAAAAUCUAGUUUCUAUUUCUACUCAUAUUUGUGUUUUUCGGAUUCUCACAAGUGUCUGUUCGAUUUUCUUGAAAAGUGUCAAUAAUGUAGCUCAAAAAUGAAAAGAAAACAAGUGUAAAAAAUCGCUUGGUGUUUAGUUUAUCAAAACAAUAAAUAAAAAAUAAAAAAAAUACAAUACAAUAAUAACUUUGAGCUAUAUAAGUCUAUAGUAAUAUAAUAAUUACUCGUAAUUUAAAUCACAACCAUGACCGUCAACUUGAGUCCUUCGCGUAAUGUCUCAUACGACCAAGUUAAAACUAUAAUAGACUUUAUGGGCCAACACGUAGACUUCGCCGCAGGCAGCUUGCGCUCGUUAGAAGCUAGGCAUGCUUCCAAAACACUGUGGAACGAAUUAACCAAGACUUUGAACGACUCUCGAACUGGGGCGAGGAAAUCUUGUGAUGGUUGGAGUAAGUACUGGAGUGACUUCAAAAGUAAACUCAAAAACAAAGUCAGCAUUCUCAAAAAGAAAAAGAGAUCUGGAAGUUCACAAAGUAAGAACAUCAAGCCAUUGACAAGAUUGGAAAAAAGGGCCCUAAUUAUAUUGGGCCCACAUUUUGAAAGGAAAAUCUGUAAGAUCCAAAUAGACACAUUUAGUUCUAACAACCCACCAGAGGUGAAAUUGGAAGGGCACAAUGAAAAUGGACACAAUACAUUUUCAAACAAUCUUAGUGAAAGCAGCGAGAAGCAAUCAGAUGAAUCUAAUGACAGUGAAGACUCAAAUGAAGAUUUUGAAGAUAAUUUGGAUGAGGAAAAUGAGCCUAUCCUACAUAGCAUAUACCCAAAAUGGUUAGUUGAAAUAGAGAAGAAGCGCGCCGAAGCGGACCUUACUCGCGCGAAAGCUGAACAACUAAGGGCUAAUAUAGCAGCUAAGAAUUCCGAUGCAGCCCGGGUACAGGCAGAUGCUCUGAAGAGAAUGGCAGAUGCAGCGGUUCUACAGGCUGAAGCUCUUGCUAAAAUAGCUACUUUAUUGGACAACAAUGCACUGAGACAAAUUGUACCUUUUUGACUGCAUACAUAUUCAUCAGAUCCCUUACAGGGCACAUACCUUUCUCCUACAGGAGAGGAGCAUUUUUUAGUUGUUCCCUCUACUCUGUUUUGAUGUUUGAUGUAACUAUUGUUAAUGACAUUAGAUGGCUUGACGUGCUGACUGAGUUCCUAACUCGUGGAGAAUUUAUAUUCGUAACACACUGCCCAAUACAGACUUUAUGAGCUAGCACUGCUAUUCACUGACCUGAGAUGGUUACAUCUAAUAACUGACUCGUCCAGUGUUAAAAUAACAGAUAUAAGAUUUAACUAGAUGUAUAACAUUCUGGGCUAGAUAAUAUUCCACCAAUCUUCUUCAAAUCAACUGCUGAUACAAUUUGCAAACCAUUGUGCAUAUUGUACAGCAUGUGCCUUCAACAAGGCACAUUCCCUACAAAAUGGAAGAUGGCACGAAUAGUACCAGUGCACAAAGGAGGAUCUAAGAAAGAUGUGGAAAACUAUCGCCCAAUUUCUAUAUUACCUGUGCUCGCUAAACUUUUCGAAAAAAUUAUACACAACGCCAUUUAUCGUACAAUUCACAAAAUUGUUAUACCACAGCAACAUGGUUUUGUUCUUCAGCGAUCCACGGUAACAAACCUCCUGGAAUUCACCUCUAAAUUAUUUGAAAGCUUAGACAACAACAGACAAACUGAUACUAUAUACACUGAUUAUCAAAAGGCAUUUGAUAGGGUAGAUCACAAAAUGUUGCUUGUAAAACUAGCUUAUAACGGUAUAUGUGGUAAUUUAUGGAGAUGGUUUAAAUCGUAUAUAACAAACCGUACUCAGAAAGUGGUUAUUAACGGUUAUGAAUCAGACAUAGUUGUGAUUACGUCCGGUGUUCCACAAGGUUCUAUCCUAGGACCUCUAUUAUUUAUCAUUUUUAUCAAUGACAUUUAUAAAUGCUUUGUCCAUAGUAACUUUCUACUAUACGCCGAUGACCUUAAAAUAUUUAAAACUAUCGAAAUGCCGGAUGAUCAUCACAACCUUCAAGCUGACUUAGAUAGAUUUACAGAAUAUUGUUUGAGAAAUAAACUUAGUUUAAGCCUAAAUAAAUGUAAAUAUAUCACUUUUACGAAGAAAAAAUUCGUAAGUAACUUGAACUAUUCGCUCUGUGGUGUUAGUCUCGAAAAAGUUAAUACUAUCAAAGAUCUUGGAGUUACAUUAGACUAUAAACUACACUUGGACAUACAUAUUGAAAACAUUAUAAAUAAAUCAUAUAAAAUGUACGGAUUUGUAAUGAGAGCAAGCAAUAAUUUCAAGAAAGCAUCAACAUAUGUUCAUCUGUACAAAACACUAGUUCGUUCACAACUAGAAUAUGCUGUUGCUAUUUGGAACCCUCAUUAUGAAAAAUAUGUUAAGAGCCUUGAAACUGUUCAGAUAAAAUUCUUAAGGACUAUGCACUACAAAUGUACGAGAAACCGCUUAUGACCAACUUUUAAAAAGAUAUAAACUGCUCGACUUAAAAUCAAGACAUAAGCAAUUGGAAGUCAUGCUUUUAUACGAUCUGUGUCACAAUAAAUAUGAUUGUACAGCUUUAACGCGUAAACUCUGCUAUAGUGUGCCAUAUAAAAUGCGUGCACGUAGUGGUCGCGAACAUCGACUGUUUGCAACUACUAGGUGCCGCACAAAUGCAGGUAAACGGUCACCAAUAGUAAGAAUGACACAGACGUAUAAUAAGCACUUCAAAAACAUAGACAUUUUUGCCAGUCGAGUAGGUACUUUUAAAAAGUUGGUCAUCAGUACACUUAAAAGCGAUUAAUAAUUUUACUAUUUAUUUAUAUACUUUUUUUUAUUGUAAUUGUGUCAUUUCUUCUUUUGUUUUUUUUUAUUUCAUUAUUUACUUUUCUUUGUAUAAAAGCACUUUGUUAGAUAAUUUAAUUUGAAUAUCAUUUUUAUCAGCCCCAUCUACAUUUUGUAUAAUUACUCGUGGAUAGAGAUGUGGGUUGUGUAUGUAAACUAUUUGUUUUUAAAUUUACUUUAAGUUUUGUAAUAUAUAUUAUUGUACACAACUGUUUUCGAUCACAAAUAAAUAAAAUAAAAUAAAAUAAAAAUGACAAUUCUUUGUAUUUAAACCACAUAAGCUUUUAGCUAUGUCUGUUCUGUGGUUAAAAUAACUAGAUGAAAAUAUUUAUUAUGUGUCAUUGUGUCUACUGAUUAUUCUAUAAUGUGUGUUGUAUCUUAGUUUACAUUAUUGUAUUCAUACUGCCAAGUUCUUUGGCAUACUGGUACAAUAUGUCAGGCAAACCAGAGCUUAAAACUGUAUAUAAACCGUUGUUCAAGUUAGCAUGAUAAUUAAGAUCUUUACUUGCAUUUAGUGCACAUAGAGUGCUGUUAAGUGCUACUUGAUAGAUGAAAAAUCAUAAUAGUUUCCAUUAUUAAUUGGUGCCACCAUUCAUCUAUAUCAGCCAAUAAACUGUUGGACAUAUGGCCUGUAUGUAUAAGGAAUAAGGAAUUUCAAUUACCAGUCUUAGGCUACCAGUCCACCGAAGCGGAGCGGAGAAAUGGGGAAAUAUUAUUAACCAAUAAUAUUUCUCCGCUACACUCCCUCGUUCCUCUCGUUCCUUUGGGGGUAUAAGGCAGCCGUCUUAUACCCCCAAAACACUACUUGUGAUUUAAUACAAAAAAAAUUUGCCUCACCUCGCCUUGUUUGACUUCUAAUAAUUGUUAAUGUCAAAGGUGUCAAAGUGAUCUGAGUUUUGAACACAAAGAGCCUCAUUACAACACAAACUUAUCUCACAAUGGCAAGUAGUGUAUUUGAGGCUUUAAGCUGCCAGCAUCCAGUAGUGGAACUAGCUCCCUCCCUGCAACUAGCUUGUUAUUGCUGGUCCACAGAUACAGCCAAUAAAAAAACCAAUGCACUUAAGAUGUACAUGAUGAUGAGGGUAGAAAGUUGCUGCUUAUUACAGUCCAUUCAUAAUGUACUACUACUCAUGAAAUAUAUAUCUAGUUAAAUUAAUAAAAGAUAGUAAAGAAACCUUGAUUCAUAUCAAUUGUUAAAUAUAUUUAUCUCUAUGUUGUACAUAUUUACAA